AUGAGUACGAAAUCAAACGGGAGUGCCAAUGGGGGCCGACCCCGCUCCCUCUACGAAGAGUCGGAAGAGGAACGACACGAACUUAAACUAGACAGUAUAAUAUCGAAACCAAAAACGCCAACUUUUGUGUACGUGUUGACAUUUUUCUCGGCCCUAGGAGGAUUCCUGUUCGGGUAUGACACUGGUGUCAUAUCAGGGGCUAUGAUUUUGCUGAGGAAUGAAUUCAAUUUGUCGUCUGUUUGGCAGGAACUUAUUGUCAGCGUCACCGUCGCUGCUGCCGCCGUUUUCGCCCUAAUAGGUGGUUGUUUAAAUGACCGGCUUGGGCGUAGGCCUGUGAUAAUGAUGGCCAGUAUAGUGUUUACCAUUGGGGCAGUUUGCAUGGCAGUUGCUGGGGAUAAGUAUCUCUUACUUACCGGAAGGGUGAUCGUGGGAGCUGGCAUAGGUAUGACAUCGACAACAAUCCCGAUGUACUUGGCUGAAUGUUCUCCAGUUCAUAUUCGAGGUCGACUUGUGUCAACAAAUAUUGCUAUGGUUGCUUGUGGACAAUUCGUAGCAAAUGUCGUCGACGGCAUCUUUGGAUGGGAUGAAUCGACAGGAUGGAGGUAUAUGCUAGGUCUUGCUGGUAUCCCGUCAUUCCUGCAGUUCCUCGGUUUUAUAAUGAUGCCCGAGAGUCCUAGAUGGCUCAUUAUCAACCACAAGGACGAGCGGGCACGGAGAGUGCUACAGACAAUGAGGGGACAACUGGACAUUGAAGAAGAAUACGAGUCAAUCAAAAGCAGCUGUCAGGAAACAGAAGUGGAGGAACAAAAACGAUCAAAGAUGCCUAUCAUUAUCCAAAUGAUACAAACACCAUCCAUCCGACGGGCUCUGAUCGUGGGAUGCAGUUUACAGCUGUUUCAGCAGGUCGCUGGAAUCAAUACAGUUAUGUAUUACAGUGCUACAAUCAUACGGAUGUCGGGAGUGAAGGGAGACGAAACGGCUAUUUGGCUGUCUGCUGUUACUUCUUUCGUCAAUUUUGUUUUCACCAUUCUUGGUUUAUACUUGGUUGAAAAAAUUGGAAGACGUGCUCUAACGCUUGGCAGUCUGAUAGGUGCUGUUAUAAGCUUAGCUUGGCUGGCCAUUGGUUUCCAUCUCUCAGCUCUCUACACACCAGCUGUUACUAAUAUAGAAAGUGUAUCGGCCAAAUCUCCUUGUUCAACACUAACAACCUGUAAUCAGUGUAUGAGAGCUCUGGAGUGCGGAUAUUGUUAUUUAGACAAUAUAAGAGGACCAUUAAAUAGUUCCUGUUUACCGACCGACUACGAGGAUCCUUGGCAAUCUACAAUUGGUCGAUGUAAUACAACAUCUUUGGCUGGAAACCUAACAUGGGCGUAUGACUACUGUCCGACUGAUUACUCAUGGAUGCCAAUGGCGGGAUUAGUUCUCUAUCUUAUAUUCUUUGCACCCGGUAUGGGACCCAUGCCAUGGACUAUAAAUUCCGAAAUAUAUCCUUUAUGGGCAAGAAGCACUGGAAAUGCUGCUUCAACAUUUACAAACUGGAUAUUUAAUCUUGCCGUCUCUAUGUCUUUUAUAAGCCUUACCGAAACGUUAACGAGACAGGGAACGUUUUGCCUUUACGCGGGGAUGGCGUUAAUAGGAGUCAUAACGUUAGGCUUUUUGCUACCUGAGACAAAGGGAAAGAGUUUGGAAGAAGUAGAAGGUCUCUUUGCUCAACCAUGGUGCAGCGGAGGACAACCGAUUAGCUACAACACAAAAACAAUUCAAUAUGUACACAUACGUGGUCUUAAUAGAGAUGGUCGAGAAUCUGAAUUAGACUCUCCAGAAUGA
Molecule: messenger RNA, 1827 nt
Organism: Ylistrum balloti
Lineage: Eukaryota; Metazoa; Mollusca; Bivalvia; Pectinida; Pectinidae
Product: proton myo-inositol cotransporter-like
Exons: 9
Coding region: 1-1827 (608 amino acids)
Biological process (GO): transmembrane transport
Cellular component (GO): membrane
Molecular function (GO): myo-inositol:proton symporter activity
Source: RefSeq, a predicted model, not a curated record